GGCGCCUGCCAUUCCCACCACCACCACCACCCAAAAACCCCCGUUCCCCCAAAACCCCCGACCGAUCCCCAAUGGCUGCCGCCGGCCGCAAGCCGCCGAAGCGGCGCCGUCGCAAGAGCCGAGGGGCCCGCUGGAGCAAGUCCCCGCGGCGGCCGCCGCCGCCGCCGCCGCCGUCCGCGCCGCCGGGCUCCUCCUCAUCCUCCCCCGUGCCCGAGCCCCUCCCCACCGGCGCCGAGGUCGAGGUCCGCGUCGACGCCCACGGCUUCGGCGGCUCCUGGUUCGAGGCCACGGUCGUCGGCUUCGCGCCCGCCCGCGGUCCCCGCACCCCGGCGCGCUACACCGUCACGUACGAGCACCUCCUCGCCGACGACGGCGGCGGCGUGCUCGCGGAGCACUUCGCGCCCACCCACAUCCGCCCGCGGCCCCCUCCCCCCUCCGAGGACUUCCCGCCGCGGUUCCGCCUCCACGACAUCGUCGAGGCAUUCCACAAGGACGGGUGGUGGUCGGGCAUCGUCGUGCGCGCGCCGGGCUCCCCGGACCCCGGCGCCACCGUCACCGUCGCGUUCCCGCUCACCCGCGAGGUCAUCCCGUUCCCGCCUCGCCUCGUCCGCCCCCGCCGCGACUACGUCGGCGGCGGGGGCUGGGUCCCCUCGCGGUCCGUCGUCGCCGUACGGCCCGAGCGCAAGGUUAGGGUGUACCAGGUCGGGGAGAAGGUCGAGGCCAGGAGGGACCGGGACGUCUACGGCUACUCCUGGUUCCCCGCGACGGUUUCCAAGGUCGUCGACGACUUCAGCUACAUCGUCGAGUACUUCGAUUUGGACGAGGAAGGGGAUGGCGGGACGGAGAAGGCCACCGAGUACCUGGAAUGGCGCUUCAUAAGGCCGGCUGUCGAGCAUUUGCCUCAUCCCAGCGAGUUCCAGCUGGUUCCUGGCGCCGCUGUGGAGGCCUACUGCGAUGGGGCGUGGUCUCCGGGAGUGAUCUGCAGGGCCGUUGGGGACGGUGAGUUUGAGGUCAGUAUCCUUGGCAAGAAGGCGGAGCAGCUGGUGACCAGGGUCGUGGAAUUGCUAAAGCCACAGUACAAGUGGGAUGGCAAGCAAUGGAAGAUUGUCGCCGCUAAGAGACGGGCUAACUUGAGGCGGCAGUCUAUGAGCGGACAAAAUCUAAGCUCACCUGUUGAUUUGCUAUCAAACAUUGAUGACUAUACUCAUGACCCUGAAUCUGCUGGCACCAAAAAGUCGAGGAAAAAAUCUCAGCAGCUUGAUGUCCUGUUAGCUGAAAAUUCUGGUUCUCUGCUCUCUGAAAAGAAUAGUCUUCAAGUGACUUCCCACGGGGUAGUGAGUUCGGUGCCCAUGAAUGGUCAUCUUUGUGCUUCUCCAGGACAUUCAACACCUCAGAAUGAAUCAAUGCCAAAUAGUACUGGAGAAACAGUGGACAAUCAAGAAGUCCUAUCUGAGAUGAUGGAUUCUGAUGGUCAUCUUAAUACACGUGUGUUUGGUGCAAGUGCUGGUGAUGCCCAUGAUAUGCUUUCCAUUGCAGAGCUAAGAAAGAACAUGGCUUCAGCUCGCAGAAGCAGUUCUGUCCAACAGAUACAGAAAAAAGUGGACAAUCAAGAAGUCCUAUCUGAGAUGAUGGAUUCUGAUGGUCAUCUUAAUACACGUGUGUUUGGUGCAAGUGCUGGUGAUGCCCAUGAUAUGCUUUCCAUUGCAGAGCUAAGAAAGAAUAUGGCUUCAGCUCGCAGAAGCAGUUCUGUCCAACAGAUACAGAAAAAAGUGCUCUCUGUCAAGACACUCAAGGUGAAGAAAGGCAUAUCAAAAAGUAAAGGGACCAAAACACACCCUAUUCUGGAACUUGAGGGGAAAAAUGAUGCCUCAGAUAACAUUCAGUUGAAAGGGAACAUCGAUUUCUCAAGCACUGUCAUUGUCUGUGGUUUGAACGCCUCUGUGGAAGACCAAACUAAUAAAACACCAGAUAGGCGGGUGACAAGACAGACUAUUAGGGGUCCAAGUUCAAAGGUGCUUACCUGUAAGAAAUUGGCUAAACGGAAAGGACCCAGAGAACUGUGUAGUCCACUUAGCUCACUGGAUGUGACUAGUACCGUCCAGCAGAGAGGAAGAAAGAAACUGGCAGGCCCAAUGAAAGAAUCCCCCUUAGCAGAGCAGCUUGAUAAAACUUUGGAGGAUACACUGAACACAACUGAAUUAUCAGAUCAGGACACUAUACCCAUGAUACCUCCUGGCUUUGAAUCAAUGUAUGAUGGAAAAGGUGUUGACAUACAUGGUAGUCUGUCGGAGGAAGAGCCAACUGCUAUAAUCGACAGCAUCAGUCAAGUGAACCUAAAUGCUGAUGCAGACCAUGCUGCUACCCAAGUAGCUAAAAGCAACCAUCUUAUGGAGACAGGUAUCCUAUCUGUUGAUCAUCCAGUUCCAAAGGCUGGCAGGAAAGUGGAUGAGAGGUCAAUCCUACCACGUCUUCAUAAUGCUAGCAGCUCACAGUGCACCAUGGACAAUUCUUCAUUAAGGAGCUGCUCUGCUUCUGGGAGCUCUAUGCCUUCGCACUUGCCUGCCUCUCAUGUUCAGUUCGUUAAGAACUCACCUAUGUGGUCUUUAAUUGAAGAAAUGAAUGUGUUCUGUGAGGUACCACAACACCCGCAUUUCCUUCCACUCCGACAAUUUCCACCAGGACUGCGUGAAGGAAUGGCAUUAGGUCUGAUGGUGUCGUUUGCUGACACAGUGAAGCUUAUAACACAAGCAAGCAUAGACCACAGCAUGGAAUGGUUUGAGGACACGAUGAAUACACUGAGCCAUCUAGAGAGAAAUGGAUUUGAUGUCCAAUUUUUGCAGAGCACCCUGACCAAAUUGCUCCACAUAAAAUCUGAUAGCACCAAUUGUCUUGGAGAAAUACAGAAGCUGAAUUCCCAGAUUGUGGGGGUGACAGCUUCCUCCUCCCGAAUUGACAAACUGCUCGAUGAGAAGGAUAGAGCUAUAGCUGAGCUGGAGCAGAAACUUGGGCGCCUUCGCCAGGAAUCACAGAAGAUAGCAAAGGACAAAGAGCAUCAAGAAGUGGAGAUCUUUGGACUCCAAUCAGCACGUAGCAGGUUUGAGGAGGCACACAAUGAUGCCAAACGACAGUUCCACAACGUCUUGGAUGAGCUGCGCCAGAAGCGGCUAACCUAAUGCGCGAGCUUUGGAGAUCCCUCGAUGUUUCUAACUUAACACUCUAUUGACUCGCUUCAGGGCUGUAGGUCCUAAUGGUUAUCCAGAUAUCGUGUGGUCUUGGAUGAUCUGUUUAUGGUCAUUUGGUACCCUAUUAUGUAUCUGUAAGCUGCUCAUGAUGGCUGACUUAGGGAGCCUUAUGAAAUUUCGACUAUUUAUAUUUGCUAGUAAUUGGAUCAAACUUGCCAGCUAUCUGGACCGUACCGUACUUAUUGACCUGUGGCUGUAAUCAGUUCCUGGGCAACCUGUUUUCGUUUUUGGACUUC
This is a messenger RNA of Setaria italica (foxtail millet), 3478 nucleotides long. RefSeq names its product DUF724 domain-containing protein 3. NCBI's taxonomy places the organism in Eukaryota, Viridiplantae, Streptophyta, Magnoliopsida, Poales, Poaceae. The coding region runs from base 72 to 3173 and encodes 1033 amino acids. The record is from RefSeq and is a predicted model, not a curated record. The transcript has 7 exons.